CUCUCUGUCUCUCUGUCUCUCUCUCUCCACAUAGAGAAGGAGGAAAAAGGGUUAGCGAAAUUCAAUCACUGAUCUCUGAAAAGGCUCCAUAUAAAAGAUGGCUGAUACUGAGGACAUUCAGCCCCUUGUCUGUGACAAUGGAACAGGAAUGGUUAAGGCUGGAUUUGCCGGAGAUGAUGCUCCAAGGGCUGUGUUCCCCAGUAUUGUUGGUCGGCCUCGUCACACAGGUGUUAUGGUUGGGAUGGGACAGAAAGAUGCUUAUGUUGGUGAUGAGGCCCAGUCCAAGAGAGGUAUUCUCACAUUGAAAUACCCCAUUGAGCAUGGAAUUGUGAGUAACUGGGAUGACAUGGAGAAGAUCUGGCAUCACACCUUCUACAAUGAGCUCCGUGUAGCUCCGGAAGAACAUCCUGUUCUCCUUACUGAAGCCCCUCUCAACCCCAAGGCCAACAGGGAGAAGAUGACACAGAUCAUGUUUGAAACCUUCAAUGUCCCUGCCAUGUAUGUUGCCAUUCAGGCUGUCCUCUCCCUAUAUGCCAGUGGUCGUACCACAGGUAUUGUGCUUGAUUCUGGUGACGGAGUCAGCCACACAGUCCCAAUCUAUGAAGGUUAUGCGCUCCCCCAUGCUAUCCUCCGGCUUGACCUUGCUGGACGGGAUCUGACGGAUGCCCUGAUGAAGAUCCUCACAGAGAGAGGGUACUCAUUCACCACGACUGCUGAGCGGGAAAUUGUUCGUGAUAUGAAGGAGAAGCUUGCCUAUGUGGCCCUUGACUAUGAGCAAGAGCUUGAGACUGCAAAGAGUAGCUCGUCAAUUGAGAAGAGCUAUGAGCUUCCUGACGGUCAGGUGAUCACCAUUGGCGCAGAGCGGUUCCGCUGCCCAGAAGUGCUCUUCCAGCCUUCUCUCAUUGGGAUGGAAGCUGCUGGUAUCCACGAGACCACUUACAACUCAAUCAUGAAGUGUGAUGUCGAUAUCAGGAAGGAUUUGUAUGGAAACAUCGUGCUUAGUGGUGGGUCUACCAUGUUCCCGGGCAUUGCUGAUCGUAUGAGCAAGGAGAUCACUGCUCUUGCCCCAAGCAGCAUGAAGAUCAAGGUGGUGGCGCCGCCGGAGAGGAAGUACAGUGUCUGGAUUGGGGGAUCUAUAUUAGCCUCACUGAGCACCUUCCAGCAGAUGUGGAUAUCCAAAGGCGAGUACGACGAAUCUGGUCCAUCUAUUGUCCACAGGAAGUGCUUCUAGAUUUGUGGGCUUUUGUUUGCUUGUUGAGUAUGUUUGGUGGUCUAUAAUGUCUGGUUGGAACGGUUUUUGGCUUGUUUUAAAAUUAUGUUUGAUUUUUUUCUUUCCAUAUUCUUACAACAUCUGGCUCUCUUCGACCCUCUUAUAAAUAUCUAUAAAAUACUAGGGAUAUGUGUACGUAAAUGUAAUUUGGAUUGAAAUUUCCAAAGGCAUCGCUAUUGUUUCA
Magnolia sinica is the source of this 1454-nucleotide messenger RNA. RefSeq names its product actin-101. The record is from RefSeq and is a predicted model, not a curated record. NCBI's taxonomy places the organism in Eukaryota, Viridiplantae, Streptophyta, Magnoliopsida, Magnoliales, Magnoliaceae. The transcript is spliced from 5 exons. The coding region runs from base 98 to 1231 and encodes 377 amino acids.